AUGAAAGGGUCAGAAAUUGCUGAGCCUGCCCAGAGUGGCUUCGCUCCAGCUGCUGCCUAUGAUGCUCAUCGACCAUCCUAUCCCGAAGAUGCAGUCCAACGCCUCCUCGAAGCCUGUGAAGUUGCGGGUGUCAAAGGUGCAAAGAUUGCAGAUCUCGCAGCCGGCACGGGGAAAUUCACAGAGAUUCUGGCAAGAAGACCAGAAGAGUAUGAUAUCGUUGCCGUAGAGCCGCACGACGGCAUGCGGGCGCAACUGGAGCACAAAGCUCUUCCCCAUGUGCGGGUUUUGAAAGGCACGGCCGAGAACAUGCCGGGCAUUGCUGAUGAAUCUCUUGCAUGUCUCAUAGCAUCACAGUCGUUCCAUUGGUUUGCCAACAUGGACGCGUUGAAAGAGAUUGCUCGGACCCUGCGGCCAGCAGGUGUAUUUGGAAUGAUUUGGAACAUUGAUGACUAUAAUUCGCCAAAAUCCUGGACAAUCCAUCGUGGCUGGGAGCAAGCGAUGCGCGACGUGAUUUGGACGUUCGAGGACGGGUCGCCACGCUUUCGACACGAGAAGUGGCGACAAGUGUUCGAGGACCAGACCGCGAGUAACCCAUUGAGCCUGAGUUUCGCCAACCCACUGUUUGGGUUGCCCUUGGGUGAAGGGAGCGUCGAGUUCACGUCGUGGCUGCCGAAGGAAGAUAUUUGGGGUAGGCUGAGGACGUUGAGUCAGCUUGCGAUAUUGGAGGGUGAAGAACUGGACAAGGUGAGAAAAACAUUCGACGACAGUCUGAGGUCGGAGGGGACCGAAAUCAAUCAAGACGGCUUGGUGGCCGUCCAUGGCCGAACUGUAUUCUUCUGGACGAGUAAAAUCCCUGCUGAGCCGCUUAAGAGCAGUGGCUAG
Fonsecaea multimorphosa CBS 102226 is the source of this 882-nucleotide messenger RNA. RefSeq lists its product as uncharacterized. Gene Ontology annotation, molecular function: S-adenosylmethionine-dependent methyltransferase activity. Bases 1 to 882 code for a protein of 293 amino acids. The record is from RefSeq and is a predicted model, not a curated record. Lineage: Eukaryota; Fungi; Ascomycota; Eurotiomycetes; Chaetothyriales; Herpotrichiellaceae. The transcript has 4 exons.